GCGGCUGAGCUGUGCUGUGCUGGCUGGAAUUACGUUAAAUCUGCCGUCAGUUUGAAGCUACAGCAUUCUUGUCAAGUCAUUCGCAACAGAGUAUAGAUUUAACGGAAAUAAUUAACGAUUAGCGCGAGAAACCGAAUCCGCGAAUGGCAUUUUUAUAAGCUCUGGUGUGUAAAAUAUAAGGCAAAAGCUUCAUAGUUUGGACGCUGGCUAACUGGCUAAGUGAGCCGUCGGGAGACCCCAUCACACAAAGAUUGAAACGGCGAUUAAAGCCAUCAUCUAAUCUAUUUAAGAAGAUAACCAAUGUCACACACACACCAAUCCUCUAAAGCAGCGACGCUAAUGAACUGACAGAGUUUAUUUACAUUUCAUAUCUACGCUGUCCAGCACGCACACUGAAAAGGCCCAUCAUUGGAUCAGAGGACUAGUGCAUUCUCACGUGUGUCAGUGUGCAUGUGAUACACUGAUAAUUCCACAGAGUCAGAGAAGAAAGUGAAGGCAUGGCUCAAGGCACUCCCUUGAUACACUGGGCCUGAUAUACUCACACAUAAGACGACACUAAAGUAUCCCAAGGGAGAAGUUGAACUUCUGUUUUUUCAUUGUCUCCGCUUUGCCUUCCUACUCCCCCAAGUCCCACAUACUCACCUGAGUAUCCUGCUUUUUUUUUAUUUUGGAAUCGGUCAGCCUACCUGGAUCAAUUGCCUGGAGUAUUGGUGUGUGUGUGUGUGUGUGUGUGUGAGCGAGCUAAGCUCUGGUCUUUUUACCUCCCUUUUUUUUUUUUUUUUUUUUUUUUUUUUGGUUGUCUGCAAGCUCCAUCAAGAAAAUUGUUUUUGCUGGAUCAUUCCUCUGACUUUAAUCCUCUUGUUGUUGAAAAGAGUGAGAAUUUUGUCUAAUCAGCCAUGCAGGUGUAAGCUUGAAGUCUUGAAAGAUACUGGACUGUCUUUUAUAGCCAACAAUCACCUAUGCAACAGCAAUGCUUCGAGUCAGGAGAGUGACAUUUUUCAUUUCCUUACUUGAGGUGCAAUGUAGCACAUGUUGGUUAAAAUGAAGGAAAGACAUUUUUACAUUUUCUGAUAGUGUGGAUGGUGGGGGGGCAACUUCAACUGGUAACGGUUGUGACUGCCAACUAAUUAAUUUGCUAUCACUGCUACCUUCCAGACUGAACUACAACAAAACUGACAUCAAAAUCUACUUCCUCUUGUUCUCACUCCAUCAUUUUUACAUCUUUGGUAGUUUGUUUCUCAACUUUGGCCAUUCACAGCUGAUGACAACUCCAGCAAGUUAAUUAGCAGCUUAUGAAAUGUUAAUCGGACUACAUAACCAUACUCCAAAACACAUAGCGCAGAUAAUACAUUGUUUUAAUGUUCUUCAGCAGUUGCAAAAGGAUCAAACAAAUUAAGUAACAUUGCUCUUCUCUACCUCUCACACUGCAACACCAAAUCGUUGUCUUCAAGUCCAAUUUUUCAUCUGAUUUAAAAAAAAAAAUAAUGACUGCGCCACUUUUGACCAGUGUCAUUUUCAUUUAUUAAGCAGCUGUAAAAAUGUUAAUGUCUUUUUUUUUCUUUCAAAGCCAUUGAGCCAUAGUCAUAUACUUUUUUUAUGCAGUUAUUUUACUUUUUCUAAGCCAUUUGAGAUCAGGUAGUUCCUUUUUGCUUUCAGAUUAAUGUUUUUAAAGAACCAACCAAAAAACAUAUGACUAACUCAAACAAUUUGUAUCUUAUUUUUGCAAUGCUUUACCAUUUAUAUACAUUUUAAAAUAUUUUUAAGCCAGAGCCUCCAAUCCCAUCUUCACAUUUUAGAUCAAGAAUUUAUGAAAACACAAAUUUUUUUUCAGUUUACUUUGUACAUGUGAAAAAUAUUUUUAUUUCUACGUUUCCAUAUUUUGUGUCUAAGGAGGAUAAUUUGACUGCUUGAACUAUGCUUAUUUUGUGGCCUUUUUACAUAAUGCUGAAAGGGCAUCGACUUCUCCCUUAGUUUAUACGUUUGUGCUGCCACAAAAACACAAUUUACAAACUGAUAAUUUUUCGGGGCGUGCUGCCAUCCUGCUUCCUGGGUGAUGCCGAGCGGUAGCAUGAGUGGGGGCGUGUCUGGACCCACUUCCCAACCCCAACCCACUGUUCCAUCCAGACCCCUCCGGCCUAGUCGCUAUGUGCCAGUCUCUGCAGCAACGGCCUUCCUAGUUGGAGCAACCACACUCUUCUUCUGCUUCACAUGCCCUUGGCUUUCGGAGCAGUUUUCAGUUGCUGUGCCGAUAUACAAUGGCAUUAUAUUUCUGUUUGUGCUGGCCAACUUCUGUAUGGCCACCUUUAUGGAUCCCGGCAUCUUCCCUAGAGCUGAGGAGGAUGAGGAUAAAGAGGAUGAUUUCCGGGCUCCUCUCUAUAAGACGGUGGAGAUUCGAGGCAUUCAGGUUCGGAUGAAGUGGUGCUCCACCUGCCGUUUCUACAGACCCCCACGCUGCUCACACUGCUCCGUGUGCGACAACUGUGUGGAGGAUUUUGAUCACCACUGUCCAUGGGUUAAUAACUGUAUUGGCCGGAGAAACUACCGUUACUUCUUCCUGUUUCUACUCUCUCUGACGGUUCACAUCAUGGGCGUGUUCGGGUUCGGCCUACUCUUCAUUCUCUACCACACCCAGCAGCUGGACAGAGUCCAUUCAGCUGUCACUAUGGCUGUCAUGUGUGUAUCUGGGCUUUUCUUCAUCCCAGUAGCAGGCCUCACUGGUUUCCAUGUCGUCCUGGUGGCAAGAGGCAGGACCACCAAUGAGCAGGUGACCGGAAAAUUCAGGGGAGGCGUGAACCCCUUCACGAAUGGCUGCUUGAGGAACGUCUCGCAUGUUCUGUGCAGCUCACAGGCACCCAGGUAUCUGGGUAGAAAGAAGAAGGUUCAGACCGUGUCAGUUCAGCCUCCAUUCCUCCGGCCACAGCUCACUGAGGCUCAGCUGGCCGCCAAAGUGCUUGAUAAUGGAAUCCAUGGAGACCUACAUCGGUCUAAAAGCAGUUUGGAGAUGAUGGAGAGCCAGUCUGCUGAUGCGGAGCCUCCGCCUCCCCCUAAACCAGAGCUCAGAUACCCGGGACUGUCACAAGGACAUUCUGGACACUCUGAGGAGAGUAGUCUGUUAAAUAAAGCUCCACCCACCCCCACCAUGUUCAAGUACAGGCCUACAUACAGCAGCCCGGGCAAGAACCAUACUGCUCUUACACACGCCUAUGCCAACCAGAUGAGUCGUGGGGACAGUCUUAAAGAGUCCUCUUCCUCUCUCCUCCAGUCCAGUCAGCAGCCGGGUUAUCGCUCUGAGCCCAGUCUGGAUGGGCAUGAGGGGGGAGGAGUAGAGCGAAGUGGGGCAGAGCGAACAGGUGGUUGCCCUGGAGGACCUCCAGGCUCGGGGAUGCCUGGUUACGCCCUCGGAGGGCACUCGUAUCCCUCCUUCUCCGAUCAUAUGGUGAUUGCUGUAGGCUCCUCACGGUCCUCCAGUGUUCGCUCUUCCCACAAUGCCCCACCAUCUGAGGCCACCACCUCCACCAGCUACAAGAGCUUAGCCAAUCAGACGCCACCACCGGCUCCUCGUAACGGCAGCCUGUCGUACGAUAGUCUGCUUGCGCCCUCUGAAAGCCCAGAUUUCGAAAUGGCAGCACCAGAGCUGUCGCCAGGGCAUCCACGCACAGCAGUACUCGGAUACAGUUCACCCUUCCUAUCGGCUCAGAUCGCCCAGCAACGGGAAGCAGAGCUUCACCAGCCGUCUGCCUCCAGCACCGCCCUCCUCACCUCCCCGCAACAUGCCGCCUAUCUUCGUGGUUCCACCACCUCCCCGCCCCCUCCACCUGAGCGAGAGCGUGAGCGCCUGCUACACGAAUUGCAACCACACCAUCAUCACCACCAACGUCACCAUCAUCAUCAACAUCAUCCUCGGCCGCCCCGCUUCUCUCGGCCACCUUUGCUCUCUGACUCGGGCCACUCUCAGCCCCCCUAUCCGUACCGCACCCGCUCUACUGACACACCCCUGCCGAACACCACCCACCCCCUUCGUUCGUCACACCCCCCGCCGCUGGGGAAGUCUCUAUCUUAUUCUAGUGCUGCAGCUGCAGAGAUGCAGUACCGCCUGGUCCGCAAAGCCUCUGCCUCAAUUGGGGGAGGUGGCAUACAGGCACCAAAGGACGAAAUUCAGAUGAAGUCGUAUAGUAGGACAAACGGGCAGCCCAAAUCAUCUCUCCCUCAGUCUCCAUCUUCCACCCCCACAUCCCCCACACAUCCUGUCAGCGUGUCCACUCGCCCAGGUCAGGCCUAUUCCAGUGCCAGCUCUUUUCAGAGCCCCGGCCACAAGCCUGGAGGUGGGGUGAAGAAGGUAACUGGUGUCGGAGGGACCACUUACGAGAUAUCAGUGUGAGAGAUGAGCAGCUGUUUUGACCGGUCUUAAGUGAGCCUUGGACUUUUUCGCCCUCUUGGACACAGUAGAGUCUUGAUAUUGGAAGAGAAAAUCAAGUGUGUUGGACAUUUAUUGGUGCCCACAGAAGAUUUCUCUUCAAAAUUAAAGUUUUUAUUUUCAUUUUUAUUCCAAAAGGAAAUCAAUUGCUGACCAGCAGGUUUUGGUUAGAUGUGACAUUGAGGAGGAGGAGGAGGAGUAUGGCCUGUCCUAUACAAAAUCUAUAUAAGACUCCUCACCGGUAUGGAGUUGUAACACAUAAUCAGUGUGACGGAAAAGAACUGGAUUGCCUUCAAAACUUUUCAGUACGUCACAAAAGAAAAUUAUAUCCGGCAUAAAUGUGUACAUUGUUCUGUAUAGAGAAAAAAGUGGUGUCACUGUUUUUCACAGAGUGGAUUUGAUUUUUACACAAGGGACCUGUGGCAUGCAGAAGCCAUUUCAGACCACUGUGACUGGCAUGUGACAAUGUUGUGUCUAUCCAAUCUGUGCCAGAAACGCAAAACCAUAGUCAAUUUAAAGAAAUGGCCUAAUGCAUUAUUUAAAUAACAAAUGCCUUUUCGAUUGUUUUCAGAGCAACAGCCUUGGAAAUCAAGGAAGAACCAUUUUAUUUGUUAAAAAUGUUAUUUUAUAUGACUUUAUAAAUGGUUCUUGAUAAGAUCAAAAUAUAUUUUCUUUUAUUCUACAAAGGCUGAUGAUUUGUUCUUUGUGGAAUUUUAUCUAAUCAGAUGGGGGGAUGAAGAAUUGGAGGCUGGAAAACUGAUAAGACCAAGUAAAUCCUAGUCAUGUGAAGACAGUUACUCAGCAUUAAAAUGCAUUUGAGAAAGUGGAGCUCGAUCUGUGGGACAUAUUUCAGAGUUUCUUCAAAACAUUGAUUUUGUGCCUCUUAAUUUGUACUUCAUUUAAAAAGAUUGUGACAUUUUGCAAGACUUGACAAUUGACAAUUUCAACCAUUGUCUAACUUGUCGGGGGUGUUGAUCAAUGUUUAGAUCAGAGCUGGCUGAUUCAAAAGCCAAUGAAUACCCUCUCAGAAAGAUUAUAUGAAUAUUUAGGAUUAAAAAAAUGGACUGAGAGGAGGGAAAGAAAAUAAAGUGUACUGUAUAGUUCAGUGUGAGUGACCAUGGUUGUGGAUAUAUGUAUGCGUGAGUUUGUGUGGUUGAGCAUUGGUAAUAAACUCUUUUUAAAUCAA
Messenger RNA from Xyrauchen texanus (razorback sucker), 5600 nucleotides. RefSeq names its product palmitoyltransferase ZDHHC5-A. Gene Ontology annotation, molecular function: palmitoyltransferase activity. Lineage: Eukaryota; Metazoa; Chordata; Actinopteri; Cypriniformes; Catostomidae. Bases 2054 to 4378 code for a protein of 774 amino acids. The record is from RefSeq and is a predicted model, not a curated record. Gene Ontology annotation, biological process: protein palmitoylation. The transcript is spliced from 12 exons.